Molecule: messenger RNA, 7749 nt
Organism: Biomphalaria glabrata
Lineage: Eukaryota; Metazoa; Mollusca; Gastropoda; Planorbidae
Product: ankyrin repeat domain-containing protein 18B-like
Exons: 5
Coding region: 608-2281 (557 amino acids)
Molecular function (GO): protein binding
Source: RefSeq, a predicted model, not a curated record
CUAUUUUGUGCCGAAUUUAAAAAUAAAAUAAAUUUGCCUCUGAAUUCGACGACAUAACAGUUUCUUUAUGUUACCGCCAUCAUUCCUGGAAUUCCCAAUGAUUACCAAUCCAACACAUGUCUUGACGUAAUGGAAAUAUCUGGACAUGGCAAUAAGGAUUCUUUUGUUGUUUGUUUCAUCUUAGAAGUCGCAAAAAAAUAAAUAAAAGAGACUGUCAAAUUGAUCAGUGACAAUUUCAUGACGCAUUCUGUGAGUGUGGAGUCACAUCGAGGUAGUAGGAAGCUGUGAUAAGAGAAAAAGGUAGCGACUUCCAAGUUUGACCAUGUUAAAAGAACAUAUCACUGAGCAUUCGUUAUCUCGAUUCUAUACCAAGGUCUGCAUUUUUUUUAUCCUGGAGAUUUCCGAUUACGUUCGACAUUGAGAAGAUAUACUAUUCCUAUUUCUGUCAAUACUUGUGUUGGUUUAACAAAGUUGUGAAACUCAGUUUAAGUCAAUAACAGCUUUGAAUAUAAUUUAUUGCAAAGACAUAUCUCACACUUAAAGAUAAGGAGUCCCCACACACCCACAGAAAGAAACAGAUAGCAAAGAUAUCGUGACCAAGAUUGCAAUGGCAUUCCGAAAUCGUUUUUCCAAGAUUCGAGCGAGUAUAUAUAAAAAAAAGAACGAUGUCUAUAACGUGGAGAAACAGAGCAUAAAGAUGUUACGCACACACAGUAGCAAUAACAUUGACCAAGAAGGAAAUAACGCUCUUCAUCUUGCAGUUAUAGAAGGUGACUAUGAUAGUGUCAAAAAGAUAUGUUCCUACCAUCGAAACAUAGAUUUGCCCAACAAUGAAGGAAACGACGCCUUAAUGUUAGCUGUUAUUCAUAAACACGAAACGAUUGCGAAUUAUCUACUCUCCAUUGGGGCACAAACAUGUACCAGAAAUAAACAUGGACUCACUGCUUCUGACCUGGUCGAUAAGAACACUUCAAAGACGCUUGUAAAUCUAAUUUCGCUGAAUAUGAGAAACGCGAAAUGCAGAAAAGAUUCGUCAACCCAAUCAUAUGAUACAUUAGAGAGGCAAGAUUUAACAAAAGAAAAUCCGAGUGCUAACAACAAUGACAUCGUUGAUAAUACUAGAAAUUCCGUUGGCAGAAAUGCUGAAAAAUACCCUGUGAAUGAAGCUGAUUUAGAAAAUGAGACGUCAUCAGAAACAGACAACCAACGUUUUUCAUCCGAUGUGAGAAAAAUUUAUUUAAAGUCUAAAUACAAUGAAGUUUACAAAACAGAAACUUUUAGACUAAAUAAAGAUCUGGAAAAUAAACAGCCACAAUCCCAGAUCUCACAGCGACUUAAUUUUGAUUCAUCUUUACAAGGUUUCUAUAAAGUACAGUCUGACCCAAAUAUCCUCUUCGAAAAUUAUAGUGAUUAUGUUGAACAAUCAACUCAAACUGAUCUUAUAGAGCGUUACACCCACACUGAAAGAAUCGCACAAUCCACCCAAACUAACGAAAUUGCACAAUCUAUCCAAAAAAGCAGAUUUGCACAAUCAAGCCAAACUAACAGAAUUUCACGAUUCACACAAACUGACAAAAUUGAACAAUCUACCCAAACUGACGGAUUUGCACAAUCUUCUCAUGCUGAAAGACUUCUUAGCCAUAGUGAUAAAAAUGAAGAAUCAACAUGUUCUGAUUCACUAAGCAAAGACUUUUAUAACAUAACAUGCUGGCUAGCAAUCUGUUUAUUGAAUCUUUUAACGAACAAUAAUGCAAUCCUACAAUCUGGUCUGACAGAGGUCAAUAUUCAAUCUUCUAAGCCUAAUAUCAAUUUACAAAGUCAAAUCAAUUGUACCAAAAAAACGUUUCUACACGAUACAACGAUUGAUCAAAACAAUGAGAAUAAUACGACAUUCUCUCUAUUCGACGAGCCAGACAAUCUUUCUAAUGAGCAGGAACAUUCAGACCUGGCAGCCCUAGUUUUGCAGUCUGCUGAUCAGUCCUAUAUUAAGGUACCUGCCCCAGGAAAAUCCCAAAGAGCUUUCAAUGUUAAACGGAGUGUAAGCUCGAUAGAGAAAGUCGAACAUCCGAAGGAGCUUCAGAGAGAUGCAAAGAAACAGGCUUGCAGUCUUGAUAAAAUCUGUGAAAUGGCUCCCGAAGAUGAUAAACAGAAAAUGUCAAAAUCAUGUCCUGAUAUUUCCUUUUACUACACUACUGUCAACAUCAAUGGAAAAGAUUCUAAAAUCGCAAUGGACGGAAGCAAACUCAACAUCAAUAAGGAAGCAUAUAGCUCACACGAGUAAGGAAAAGAAACAACAGAAAAUGAAACGGUUUGGCUGUAUCUUUGCACAAUAAUACAGUCAAUAUAUAAUUGUAAUAUUUCUUUGGAAUUAAUAAAGCUAAUUGUAAAUACUUAGUGUAAAUAAAACAUUGGUUAUUAUAACCAAGUUAAAUGGCAUUUCCAUUAAUUUCUCCUCCCACCACAUACCUAAGAUUCUCAAUAUUUGUGUUUUAAAUAAACUCUUAAUGUGGUAUGAUUCGAUAGAAAAUUAUUUAGCAGUUUUUUGAACUUUUUAUAAAAGUAAAGUUCUCCGUUCAGACCUUGCAAUUUAGAUCUAUAGGGCAGAUGAUGUAAAGGUCAUCUACUUCUGUGGCCCAAGGUUAACUGACUAAUGGAGUAAUGUGGUAACUGAAAAAAAACUAAGAAAGUGAGUACCUAUUAAGAAAGUAAAAAGUGAAGUUCCUCUUUCAUACAUUUCGAUCUAUGGAGCAGAUGUAAAGAUCACUGCCCAACAGUUAACGGGGGUGUCAUGAGGCCAGCACAACGACCAACCGCCUUUACUUUUCUUCAACUAAUGUCUGGUACCCAUUAGAGCUGGUUGGAUUCAAAAGCGACCAAAGAUCCCGAAAUUAAAAGUUCCAGUCUUCACCAGGAUUCAAACCCCCGGUUCGGUAGCCAAGCGAUUUAUCACUCAGCCACAACGUACCCCUAGCACAAAUUUAUACAAACUCACAUGAGCGUUUUAUAAGAACUAUUCAUGUCUCAUUCAGGGCGAGUAAAUAAACUUAACUAAUAUGUGUGUGUGUAUGUAUGUGUUUAUGUUUGUGCGUGAAAAUCAUAUAGGUAUAAAAUAUACAUCUUUAUUUUGUCCAGCUAUAGAAAUUGGGUAUUUAUAGGGAUACCAGACAUCUUGAAUUACAUUGGUGGACAAAAUCAGCAACAAGCUGUACAAAGGAAGAGAAAUAAAAAAAUAACUCAACAAACAAACAUGAAAUUGCUAGUCAGCUUUUGGCAUUAGUUUAUUAGCGCAAACAUAGACUGCUUGUAGAACUUUCAUGCACGAUCAUGUCUUCAGAUUGUAUUUUGUGAGAAAAAUGCCCCUCAGACUCCAUUCAAAGUCUCAUUUGUCAACUGUGCAUUGACUCCAUUCAAAGUCUAAUUUGUCAACUGUGCAUUGACUCCAUUCAAAGUCUCAUUUGUCAACUGUGCAUUGACUCCAUUCAAAGUCUCAUUUGUCAACUGUGCAUUGACUCCAUUCAAAGUCUCAUUUGUCAACUGUGCAUUGACUCCAAUCAAAGUCUCAUUUGUCAACAGUGCAUUGACUCCAUUCAAAGUCUCAUUUGUCAACUGUGCAUUGACUCCAAUCAAAGUCUCAUUUGUCAACUGUGCAUUGACUCCAUUCAAAGUCUCAUUUGUCAACAGUGCAUUGACUCCAUUCAAAGUCUCAUUUGUCAACUGUGCAUUGACUCCAAUCAAAGUCUCAUUUGUCAACUGUGCAUUGACUCCAUUCAAAGUCUCAUUUGUCAACUGUGCAUUGAUCAGCAAAGGAAGCUUUUUCAACGUUGGUUUAACGUCUACAUUUUUAAAAAUUCCUUCAGAAAUAAAGAUUUUUACGACGGUUCCGACUCGGGACCAGUCUUACGGCAUUCUCAAACACAUACCAAAUGAACUGGCAGCCAUUCUGACUAUAGCAGUGUGGUCGGGAAAAAAAACAGAAACUUGAAGUAGCAUGUUUAAAUUAACACUCCAUAAAGGAGACUGUAAUUAAAUAAACAAUAUUUUUAUGUUAUUACACCACCUUCAUAUAUACCUUAGUCUGUUGAACCAUUGGGGCACCAAACAUGAUCUGUUGAUCGUCUUCUUCCAUUUUUCUCCAUCCUCUGCAUUUAGGAGAAUCUCUUCCAAAGACAGGCCUGUCAACUCUUUCACGUUGUCUUCCCAUCGCUUUCUCUGUCAGCCUCUUCUUAUUCUUAAAAAGCUCAUAUCAACUCUGUCUGUCUGGUAAAAAGAUUGAACAUGUUUUUUCUCACAUUUCUCAUUUUCGUACCAUGUUAAAACCCAAAAAAUUAACCAAUUAUUUAAUUACAAAUUACUAAUUAAUUAAUUUUGUUUUAAUAUACCAGAAAUGGAGUUAAACCUUGUAAUUUUCAGUAAAUGAUUGUAAUUAGCGUUUCUUUCCCUUAGAUAAGCUUUGUUUUUUAAAAGUGUUCUUUUUUUUCUAUUGUUUGUUCCUGGUACUGUUCCCUCAAGGAAGGUCUUUGAGAGCCAUGUUACUAAGCAAUGUUUAUCUGUUUUAAACUACAAGUUAGUCUAUUUGUAAAACAAUAAUUUUGAAGGACUGGAUUAGAUCGUUGGAAAAUAUACAAUUGUAGUAAAGAGCAGAGUAAAAGGAACGCGUUUGGGUGGAUACAGCUCUCUAGCUAAUAACCAGUUAAAUAGUCUCUCGCCAAUAGUCUAGGUGUCCCUCGGGUUCUUUUUGUAACCACAACAGACUUAAAUAACUCAGUCGGAUUCUUUACCACAAACUUUAUUGUUCCAUCCCUUUAUUGCUCACGGGUCACUGGUCUCGUGCAAAUUGUACACACGUCCGGUCAUUCUCUCAGGCCUUCGCACUGACACAUACAAGUAAAAUUUGAUUAUAUACACAUGCGCACAUAUGUGACAACAUGUUUUGUUUAUUUGGUUAAAACUUAUUAAAAGCGUAUAUGUCAAGGUCGGUUUUACAGGUUUAACUUGGGGAAGAUAUUCUUUACUGGGCUUUUCAUCUCGGGAUGCUUAUGUCUUAAUUAUAUAACACCGAACACGAAGUAAAUGUUAAAGAACUGUGAAUGAAUGAUCAACGAUCGUUAGCAAUAAAAUAUUUUAUACUAAAAAGUGAAUAGAUAAUGAACGUUAAUAUACAAAGUAGUUAAAAAUGUGAAUAAUAAUUUCAUACAUUACUUACAUUAGUAAUUAUGCAAAAUAAACACACCUCACGGAAACACACUUAAUUUUGGCCACACGGCCCAUUACUCUGCUACUACGAGGGCUGCCUGGUCGUGCGGUUUGCGCGCUGGACUUUCGUUCGGACUUAUCGAUGGUCCCGGGUUCAGACACUGCCCGCUCCAAUCCCCCGUCGUCCUGAGGGAGGUUUGGACUAGGAAGUAAAAAUAAAUUAUUUUCAACUCUGAAGGAACAUCAGAAAUAUGUGAAACAUUUUACAAACAACAUUUUACAUCAAGGGGACUGUAGGAUCCACACUAAUCACUAGGACUGUGCGACCUGUCCAAACCAAAGCCUGGCUCAGUUACGGCUCAAAGGGCGAACUCAAAAGCAAGCAAUACAUCACAGCCCCAUGCCUAACAACAUUUAGAUCGGGGAAAGAGUGGAAACUGUAGCGCAGAACGCCUUCUCCGCUAGAGUAAGUACUGGAAACCAAGGCAUGAAUCUAACUCACACAAUGUUCUUGAAAGCAAUUCACGCAAAAUACAAACUAGUUCCAAUGCCAAUGCCAACAAACACGAUUAUUAAGCAAGAAAAAAAACCUAUAUAUAUAUAUAUAUAUUAGACAUAUAUUACCCGCGGUCCGCGGGUUUUUUUGUUUGCGUAUAACUGUCGAUGAGUCACUGAGAGUGGUUUGUAAAGUAACGUCUGUGUUAUAUAAGAUAAGAUAAGAUAAUGUUAUAAGUAAAGCGAAUGCGUAAAUGUAAAAAUAGCACGAAUGGUGCUAUCAAAAUAGCUAAUCGACUUAAAUCCAUUUUUUUCAAAUAAAACCAUUUGCUUGUAGGCCUACAUAUAUUUGAUUAACAUUUUAAAUGAAUAGACUUAAUUUUGUAUGUUCACGUGUUAAAGAAUAAAGUAGAUCUUGAGUUAGACAUAGAUCUAGAUCUAGAGUAAUCUAAAGUUAAAUAUUGGCUUGGAUAGAGUUCAUUUUGCACGUGCGCAUGCGUGACCUUUUUAAUUAGAUGUACGCGAAUGAAUGAAACUAUUAGAAUAUAUCUUAACACGGCUUCGCUGCUUUAGCGAACGAAUGCAUGAAAAAUACUUUAGAAAAACAAAUUUGAAUGUUAAUUUAAUUAAAAUAUGAAAUAAAUGGACUAUAAUUAGUAUGUUCAUGUGUUUAAGUAUAAAACUAUCUUUGCGAAGAGAAGUUCUAUCAUCUUACAGUUGAAUUAGAGUUUUAGACCUAGGAAUAGAAAGAUGUGCAACAUUACGGUAUUGUCUAAUGAAAGAAUGCUCAUCAGGAAUUCUACAUUCGCAGAUACAAGGAACGAAUUUAUGUAAAAAAAUGCUUUUAAAACACAUAUUUGAGGUAAAAUUUUAUUAAAUAAUGAAAUCAAUGGACUAUAUUUUGUAUUUUCAUGUGUCAAAGUAAAAAACUAUCUGCGCAAAGUGCAACUCUUAAAAUUAGAUCUAGAUCUAUAUCCUUUCGAUCUUUUCUCAUGUAAACAUGGCCUAGAUUUAUAAGGUACAAUACUUUUAUAGAGUUGGGCAACUUUUUCUUUUUUUAGGGUCUUAAGUUUGUUUUAGGGCUACAAUACAUACACUACGGUCUAAGUUAAUACCCAAGGAACAUUUCUGCCAAGUUUUAUCAACAUCUAUUCGGGGACAUACAUACAUACAUACGCCUCACAUUCUACUUUAUAUAUUAGAUAACAUAUAUAUAUUGUUCUAUUUGUAUUAUGUGCUUUUUAUCUUCUAAUUGGUUUAUUUAGUAACAUUAUAAAUGCUUAGAAUAUAUAUAUAUAUAUAUAUAUAUAUAAUCCAAUUAUUCUUACUGAUAAUUGAUAUUUUCAAAAACAAAACUAUUUGUAUGGGUUUUAAAGUAAGGUAAACUGACGUUAAUUGUAUAUCUUUUGUUUCAUUUGUCAUUGUUUGCUUACUAUGUGAUGCUCCUUUUUUUUAAUCAACAUAGAAUUGACGUUUUUUGUGUUUUUUUUUACUUUUGGUACAUACUAUACAGGUUUAGAGUAAAAAAAAACACUAAAAGUCACAGCAUUGGUUUUAAAAAAAUGUAGAUUUUCAUACAUGGGUGCAUAUUUAGCAAGAGUUUUGGCGUAUCCGGCGUAAAGAAUACGGAAGUAUUAAUUAGCGAAAUAUUUAAAUCAACCAGACAAUAGUUGUGUGCUAUUUUCAAGACUGUAGAAUCAAAUUUUUAAGCUCUUUUGCUUGGAGCACAAAGUAAUUUGUAUUAUUUAGUUGAUCUAAUAUGUUGUCCUUGACAUUGCUUGAUUCCCAGAUUGUUUUUAAAAUUUCUUCCAAUCUUCCAUUUUUUUCUAAAUGUUUUCUUUAACUCCCAUAAUAUCGUCACCACAUUUCUCCAAAGCACGUUCUCUUAUUUGUUUUGUCUUGCUAUAUUCAAAUGUUCAAUUGCUUAAAAACGUAAUCCAGAUCUUCUAAUUCAAAGUGUAUACAAUGAGCGGGGUACUGUGAUUAUCUUUUGAUGUGAAAAUAUCUAAUAAAAAAAACAUUGAUUAAAAAAAAAUCUUUAAUUGUUAUUUUUUUUUUCAA